AAAAAUACCUUAGCACCAAAAGCAAUUUAGAAAUCAGUAUAAAUAUUGCCACGAGCGUCCUUGCCAACAUCAACAGUCUCCGUCGUUCAACAAAAUGAGAGCUGUAACCAAUCUAGCUGUCUUGUCGUUGUUGACACUGGUUUUCAAGGUUGCUUCUCGAAACCUCGCUGCCAAAUCCUUUGUGCAACUUUCUUCCAAUCCCACAUCGGGUCCUAUUCCAUAUUGUAAGAAUGGCAAAUGGAUCAGUUGUGAGCAAGUCACCAUAGACUUGGCAUCACUGAGAAGCAACCAACCCUUGAUCUUGCCCAAUGGAGAGAAGGUCAGCUCAGUUGAAUCUUCACCAGGAGUUGAGUCCGGAUCAACCACAACGUUUUAUCGAUCUGAAGACCUGUUGAACUCCAUGACCAUCACCUUCUUUGCCUCGGGUUCCAAUGAAGUCAAUGCCGUCAUUCAUGAGGAUGACAAGGUCUUCAACUUGGCGCCUUGUGACCAUACUGGCGGCGAUUGUUACGUUUUAGCCCAGGAGGACCCGGAGUUGUUCAAGGUGAAGAAGACCACGGCCAACUCCACAAUGAGGGACUUGGAGUUGAUGACCAAAACCGCCCUAGAAGGACUCACCGAUGUCGAGGACCGGCUAGAGCAAGGUCAAUUCCAACAAGAUGCUGAUGGGACGUACGUGGCCACCAUCAAGAUCUACUACACCAAGCAGUUUGCCGAAGCAGAAUCCAACGUGAAUGCCUACAUCUCGAACAUGAUCAGUCAAGCCAAUGCUUGCUUCAGAGACUCUCAAACCCAAAUUCGGUUGCAAUUGCUUUGUACCCAACAACUAGAUAACAUCACUGAAAACCGAGAUCAGGAACAUAUUUUAACCCAAUUUCUCAACAUUAAAGGAAGCCGCGCCAAUCUGCGAGGAACGGCAGAUUUUGCUCAUCUUCUUGUGAAUGAGACCACCCCAGAUCAAUGCGGAAAGGCCUACAUUGGGAACCCACAAGUUCCAUUUGGAUUGUCCAAAAGGGAUUGCGCCAUUGCCAGUUAUACCUUCAGUCACGAGAUUGGUCAUAACUUGGGAUGCCAGCAUGAUCGCGCCUAUGUACCCGAGGCUUAUUACCAUGAAUAUGAAUUUGGUUACCUGAUUCCUGGCACUGGACACCGCACCAUAAUGGCGUAUUGGAGUUCUGAUUAUCAAUCGAAGGUAAACCUGUAUUCCAACCCAGAUGUGCGAUUCCAGAACGUCCCUGUUGGAAACACUCAAAACAAUUGCGCUCGCAAAAUCCGAGAAAAUGCGCAGAUAUUUGCCAGUAUUGGCUCAGACACCGACUCAUGUGGGUCCGCGACGGCAACCAUUCCUUCAACAACAGAGACCGUUCUCUCCACAUGUUCGACUUUGGUCCAACGAUUUAUGCCCGCGGGAUCUCAACUGGUGGUUCAGUAUCCACUCUCUGGACACUAUGGCAACUAUGACCACUGCGAGUGGGAAUUAGAGACCUCGUCUGGUCAUGAACUGAAGGUGAAGAUCGAGGACAUGGAUAUUGAAUUAGAAGAAAAAUGUGGUUACGAUAUGUUUGCUUUCUUUGGGACAACUUCCGGUAACUUGGGCUUCUGUGGAACUGGACCUUCGCGUGAAUUAACUUCUGCCGGCAGUUCUAUCCGAUUAAGAUUCACUUCGGAUCGCUACGGUGUUGGAAAAGGCUUCAAAGUCCUGGUUCGAGCCGUGUAAAGACAUGAAUGGUUGGUUUUUGGUGCUUCAGGUUUCCUUGGUUUGGUGCUUAAAGAAUCAAACUUUAAGGUUUCGUCGAAAGACAUCUUCUUUGAUUUCAUGUUUGAAGCCAAGUUUUCUCACAAAUAAAUAGCAUAAGCAGAGCUCAAA
This is a messenger RNA of Tigriopus californicus, 1867 nucleotides long. RefSeq names its product peptidyl-Asp metalloendopeptidase-like. Gene Ontology annotation, cellular component: sperm head plasma membrane; plasma membrane; external side of plasma membrane. NCBI's taxonomy places the organism in Eukaryota, Metazoa, Arthropoda, Copepoda, Harpacticoida, Harpacticidae. The record is from RefSeq and is a predicted model, not a curated record. The transcript has 9 exons. Bases 95 to 1717 code for a protein of 540 amino acids. Gene Ontology annotation, molecular function: serine-type endopeptidase activity; metallopeptidase activity. Gene Ontology annotation, biological process: male gonad development.